AUGUACUGUUCAGGUGUCUUGUCAAAUAUAUUUGGACGUUUUUGGCGUCCUCAAAGCACCUCGGAACCGGAGACGUCUGGUCCAACGAAGUUCUACCUUGAUGAUGGUUCUGCGAAUGAUGAGAAAGAAGAUGUAAUGACUGGCGAUCCACAGAGUGGUGAUGCCCCGGCGAGGAUCGAAAAUAGCAGUAGCAAUAUCUCUAAUGCGCCUCAAUUACGGGGGAAUGGUAAGGAUGUGAACACUCGACUUUCUCCUUCUCCAAGUGGCAACAGCCUUGACAGCGAUGGUAAGCAAGCGAAAUUUUCGGAGAAAUUGGCCAGUAUGUUCAAAGCUGGAGCUAAGCCAGGACUUAUAGACUACAAUAGGAGCAACUUCCGACAAUACUGGAUGCCUGAUUCCACUGGCAAGGAAUGCUAUCAGUGUGAAGAACGCUUUUCCACGUUUAGGAGGAGACAUCAUUGCCGCCUUUGUGGGCAGAUAUUCUGCGCGAAAUGUUGCAACAUUCAUGUACCAGGAUCUGCUUUAGGUACGUCGUUUAGUAGCAGUUAUGAAGCUCCUCUACAAACAAACAUCUCACUAGCAUGA
Molecule: messenger RNA, 585 nt
Organism: Cooperia oncophora
Lineage: Eukaryota; Metazoa; Nematoda; Chromadorea; Rhabditida; Trichostrongylidae
Source: the annotation of a GenBank genome assembly